AACAGCUCAGCUCUUUCAGUCGAUCAAGUUUCAACCUCCAGAGUCCAAAUUUCCCCAAUGAAACCAAAUAUUUUAGCCCCCAAUUCUUUACUCUCACUUACUCCCUACCCCUCUCUCCCAUCAAGAAACCCCAAUCGCUCCCCUAAAUGCUCAACUCCAACCACUUGCCUCUUCCUCAAAUCAAAACCCUCUCGUUUCAUUCCAAUUUGUUCUUUAAAUCACAACAAACAAUCCACUGCCGGUGAAUUACCAAACCAGGCCGCAGAGAAUUCAAAUUGUUUUCUUGAACAAGAGUCACAGGGGAAUUAUAAUGUGCAAGUGGGCAGCGCCAUUUUGCCAUCGCAUUUUCCGUCGCAGAAGAUGAGCCUGAGCGAUCAGGCUUUCUUUCUCUUGGCCUUUAUCGCCUGCACGACUUCUGUUGCAUUUACAAGUCUAGUCAUUGCAGCUGUUCCAACACUUUAUGCAAUGGGCAGAGCGGCAACUUCUCUAUCAAAGUUAGCAGAUACAGCUCGAGAGGAACUUCCUAGUACGAUGGCUGCAAUUAGGCUUUCUGGCAUGGAAAUCAGUGACCUCACCCUGGAACUAAGUGAUUUAAGCCACGAGAUUGCUGAUGGAGUCAACAAAUCAACUAAAGUUGUUCGAGCUGCAGAAGCAGGGAUCAGGCAGAUUGGUUCCCUUGCCCGUGAACAAACCAUCUCAAUGAUUCAAGAGAGGGCUGACCUGCCAGUGAUCUCUUGGCAACCUGUAGUUUUUGGAGCUGCCAGAAAGACUUCUCAAGCUGUUGGCCAAGCCACCAAGACCAUCAUAAAUAUGAUCUCUGGAGGAGAGUCAAGUGAGGAUGACAACGCCAUUGAGAGACUGGAUGUCUGAAUAAUUCGUUGGAUCUCUUACCAACAGCUUGCUGGUUACAUGUGGCAGAGAACCGCGGAAUCACCCCACGUCGUUCAGAGUUUACUACAGAAGAACAGCAUAAUGCAAGAGUUUGAACCUGAGGAAAACAUGAAUGAAUUCUUUGUGCAACAUAUUCAUGCCAUCAUAUCUUUUUCUUCAAAAUAUUGUAUACUUCACUACAGCAGCCUUAAUGAAUGGGACUUUGGCUCUGUGUGGUUUAGUUUUCUGGGUUUUCUCCAAUAAGACAAUAAGAAUAUUUGAGUUGUAAGUAACAACAAUUAUUACCAGUUGGAUAUCAAAAUCUUGAUGCGUUUGAAUGAUAGUAACGGAAUCUGAGAUGAAGUCAAUGUUUAGCGUCCACUUCUCUUUCACUCUUAGGCUCUCAGGGCCUCUAUGUCGAACAAAAGCAUUUUUUUUUU
Messenger RNA from Rubroshorea leprosula, 1310 nucleotides. The record is from the annotation of a GenBank genome assembly. NCBI's taxonomy places the organism in Eukaryota, Viridiplantae, Streptophyta, Magnoliopsida, Malvales, Dipterocarpaceae.